Cotesia glomerata is the source of this 2239-nucleotide messenger RNA. RefSeq lists its product as uncharacterized. The record is from RefSeq and is a predicted model, not a curated record. Lineage: Eukaryota; Metazoa; Arthropoda; Insecta; Hymenoptera; Braconidae. Bases 61 to 1884 code for a protein of 607 amino acids. The transcript is spliced from 7 exons.
AGAAGAUUUAGACUUUGAACUGAUGGCUGGUUUCAGGGGUAGACUCGCGCCGCGGGGGCGAUGAGCGCACUUCCGUUUACUUCUCUUAAAUUUAUCUGCUCUUGUUGUUGCUGGAUUACUUGUCUUGUCAUACUGAUUCGUCCUGGCGGAUACUUUUCGUCAGCGGCUUUUGUCUAUCGAAACCCCGGGGAUUUUUCCAACGAUAGUGCUUACAAGAACACUCGAAAUAAUAACAAUUACGGGAGUACGAGUAGUGAGAGUAGUACUACCAGUAGUGGUAGUAGUAAUCGUAACAGUGCUACGGAAGGUGUAAUAAAUAAUUCGCGGGCAAACUACCUCCUUAAUGGAACAAAAAAUGUGAUAAUAACUAAUUCUAAUAACGAUUUUGUGGUAAGUGGUGAUCCUUCUGGUUCUCGUGGCAAUAAUAAUUAUCAUUAUUAUCUAAAUGAUGAUGGUGGCGAUAGAUACUCUGGUAAGGAACCGAGCAAACGUGCCGUUUCUGAUGGAAACGAUUUUUAUGAUGAAAAUACAGACAUGUCGUAUGAUGACGACGAAGAUGAUGAUUAUCUACAAACUAAUACUACAGAGAAAGGAAGAUUUCUUGGAUCAGUAUGUGAAGACACGUGCAACCCAGAUUUGCAACAUGUCGUCUGCGACGCAACAACUGGGAUGUGCGAGUGCGAGAAAUUGUAUCCCGUUAAACUUGGACCAACGAAAGGAUGCGCUAAACCAAAAAAAAUCGGAGAGCAGUGUUUUUAUCGAGCAGCCUGCACCUUCACAGACCAACAUUCGACCUGCACCCAAGUGCAGCACAAAGCAGUGUGUGAUUGCAGCGAAGGAUACCACAAAGUCGUCAUUGGAAGGCCUAACAAAAGGGUCUUCUGUGCAGAAGAUCUGGUGCUGAUAUCAACUGAUACGUCGACUCUGCUGGGAAUAGCGUCAGGGAUUGCUGUAUUGACAGGGCUGAUGUGCUUCGUCUUGAAGCUAUUCAGCCGUGCGAGGUACUCGAGGCCUCGACAUUACGCCAACGCCAAUCACGCUCCCCCUAUGGUUUUUUCUAGUGAUACAGGAAUCCCGUUGACGCUUUCGGGGCGACCGUCCUCGCGGUCGAGCCAAAGAAGCGACAGCACCCCCCUGAGUUGCGGGACAUUUCGGCGACCCAGCAGUGGAGGAAGUAGAGGACCGCUAGUGCCGGCUUCGAGAGCAGGUGCGGCUCGUGCCGCCGCCAUCUUGCUUAUUUCGUGCCACCUUCAGGCAACUAAGGACGGGAACAAGCACCGACGUACCCUCAGUGACGUUGCUGAGGGCUCCACUGACGGCCUCGGUUCUCGUAGGCCAAGUUUAGCGUCGCUGCACAGUUCAGUUUCCUCGGCGCGGAGUUACAGUGCUAAGAGGUUGGAACGAGAGAGGAACGAAAAGGAACAGAGACAGGCCCUCCAGGAAUUGAGACUUACGCGUCAGCGAGAUUCAGAUGCUGCGCAGCAUCAGCCAGCACAACCUCAACAGCAAUUGCAGUUGCAGCAACAAACGGGUACUCCUAGUCCCAGUCCUCGAACUCCACAUUCAACUGAUGAGCUGUUGCCCUCUGUCCAAGAAGAUAAAGAAGCAUUUUAUAAUGAGGUAGCGACAACUUCUGGUACAUCACUUCCCAGCACAUCGAGAUCGAAACUUACUCACCAAAAGUCCUCAGGAUCAUUGCCAUUAACAGCUACUGCAACAUCAACAUCUUCAUCGACUGUGCCAUCAGCGAUACCUGGAAAAAAAAAAUUAAAGUGUAAUUCCAGUGAAACGGCCUUCAAUUCAUCUGUCGUGUGUACAACAGCCUUUACCAAUAACAAUGACACCGGCAACUGUUCCAACGUAGUAGACAUUUUUGAAUCUUAGACCAAAGUUUUGUUAUUGGUUAAUCAAGGAAUUUUUUAUUGUAUUGGUAACAUUCCAUGCAUGAUUGGUAGUUUAAGUCAGGUGACUGUUUUUUCUUUUUGUUAAGAGUUAAUUUUUAUAGCGGACCCUUGUGAAUAUUUUCUACAUCGUGAUCAAAUUUUUUUUUCCUAUAUAUUAAAAUUGAUGGUUGAUUGAAGUUAGUUUAGUAUCGAAAUAACUCAAAAACAUGGACCCUGAUUUUUUAUUGGUUCAGGAUUAGAGCGCGCGCACAUGCGCGCAAUUUGAAUUCCUAGUGAUACUGAAGUUAGCUGAUAACUGUUAAUUUUUUUAAUUUUUAUAACAAAUCAAUUACAAU